Molecule: messenger RNA, 954 nt
Organism: Rana temporaria (common frog)
Lineage: Eukaryota; Metazoa; Chordata; Amphibia; Anura; Ranidae
Product: odorant receptor 131-2-like
Exons: 1
Coding region: 31-954 (307 amino acids)
Biological process (GO): G protein-coupled receptor signaling pathway
Cellular component (GO): membrane
Molecular function (GO): G protein-coupled receptor activity
Source: RefSeq, a predicted model, not a curated record
AAAAUCAAGGCAAGCUCAACACUUUCUUCCAUGGCGAGCGCUUCGCUUCUUCAAAGCAACAUGGUUCAGCUGAACUCCGCUAACAACAAAAUUGCCACUUACAUUCACUUGACUUUUAUAUCUUUGAUCACUGUUUGCCUCUGCUUCUUCUUGUGCUUUAUUGUGGUGGUGCUCAGCAUCUUCUUCACCAGUCCACAUCUCCGGGAGAAUGCUCGUUAUAUCCUCUUUGUCUACAUGCUUGUGAAUGACACGUUUUAUCUCCUGUCUGGUUUCACUUUGAUGCUAGGUGCAAUAUAUUUCCUGUACAUGCCCGUACCGGUAUGCUUCAUUUUGUCCACAGUUUCAUCAAUGGGUUUUCGUGUGACCCCAACCACCCUGGCAGCCAUGGCACUAGAAAAAUACAUAGCCAUUUGUCACCCAUUACGUAAUAAGGACCUGUGCACCCCGCAAAGAACCAAUGUGGUUUUUACCCUCAUAUGUGCAGCACUGAUCAUUCCAAAUGCUGCUGACUUAGGUCUUAUGGCUUCAUCAUAUACAAAUAUAUUCAAUAUUUCUGUCGUAUGUAGAAAGGAAAACCUGUCUGUGAAUCCUUUUCAAAAUGUUUUAAGGUCCCUUAGUCUUGCAUUGUGUUUUGUUUUGGUGACCAUUAUCAUAUUAUUCACAUACAUCAAGAUCUCGAUGGUCGCUCGUAGAGUCAGCUCACAGUCUUCUAGUGCCUCCAAAGCCAAGAAAACCAUCUUGCUCCAUGGCUUUCAGCUACUAUUAUGCACAAUGUCUUUACUGUCAGCAUUCACUGAAGCUUUGCCUGCCAGUCAAGCCAUGUUUUUACCCGGGUUCAACUUCCUUGUGUUUAGUUGCAUGCCAAGGUUCCUCAGUCCAAUCAUCUAUGGAAUCCGGGAUGAAUAUUUGAGGAAACUUAUUAAGAAGUCUUUAACAAGACCUCCUAAAAACUAG